Messenger RNA from Peromyscus leucopus (white-footed mouse), 4031 nucleotides. It is a transcript of the gene Samd5, whose product is annotated as sterile alpha motif domain containing 5. Gene Ontology annotation, molecular function: protein binding. NCBI's taxonomy places the organism in Eukaryota, Metazoa, Chordata, Mammalia, Rodentia, Cricetidae. The coding region runs from base 1080 to 1649 and encodes 189 amino acids. The record is from RefSeq and is a predicted model, not a curated record. The transcript is spliced from 2 exons.
CCAGGUAGGGAUGCGCUGGCCAAGGAGAAAGUAACAACCCCAUCCCAAACUUUCGCAGAUCUGAUGGUCCUGGAAGGGCAAGGCAACCAGGAGCAGCGGUGCCCCUCCCGAUGCGCACCCAGCGUGACUAGCUGUAGAGAGGAGGGGCCGCGCGCCCAUCAGGCUGGACGGUCCCCACGUUGCGCCCACCCUGCUGCCGAAACGCUGCUGCUCAGGGCACAGAGCGCGGGAUCACAGAGGCAGACACACCGUGCGACUCGAGACUGGCAGCAGGCUCCUUGGAAGGGACAUUCUACGUGCAUUGAGAAGGGAAAAGGGACACUGGACUUAACAGCUUCGCUCAGCCCAAUGAGGUGGCGGGGGGGUGGGGGACCUGCCCUUGGACGCGCCGGCGAGAGUCACUGUAGGCUUGGGAACUGAGCGAAGAGAAAUCUAAGGGUUUAGAGAAGUCGGAUUCAACAGAAAUGUCGAAAGAUAUCAAAGGUAGCCACCGGAGUCAGGAAGCUUAAUAACCGCCUGGUCACUGUGACCCCGGGAACGACAAGUGACUGACACGCGCGCAGACCAGGAGCUCGCCGGCAUCCGCGGGUCUGCAGGCCGGAGCCAUCUCCCCCGCGUGGGACGCGGGUGCAGACGCCCACGGCGGGGGCCAGAAAGCGACAUGCAGCGGGCAGCCUCCGGACUGUCCGGGCUGGGGAAACUCCUGGGCGGCGCGGCGCGACGGUGACCCGCGCGGGUGCGAGGGGUGUGCCCGGCCCCGCCCGCGCGCCCCUCCCCGCGGAGGCCGCUCAUCCAGGGGCGGCGCGGAGCCGAGCCGCUCGCCCAGCCGCCAGUGCCCGCGAGCGCCGCGCCUGCUCGGGGAAUCCACUUCGCUGCUGCUAGACGCUUCUCGCUCCCGCUUGCUCUCUCCCAGGCUGCUUCCCAUGGCUUUUGCUCUGCGGCCGGAGCCUAGCCACUAACCAAGAAACUUUUCCAGCUGUCUCUUCUCCCCACCCCCUUCCAGGAGAGGAUUAAAAGUUCCAAGAACUGGUGCCGCCAGUGCCACUUGGGUACUCGCCGGCGAGUUCCGAGUCUCAGCCAUGUGCACCAACAUAGUUUACGAGUGGCUGAAAGCGUUACAGCUCCCGCAGUACGCCGAGUCCUUCGUGGAUAAUGGCUACGAUGACCUGGAAGUGUGCAAGCAGAUCGGAGACCCGGACCUGGACGCCAUCGGGGUGCUGGCUCCCGCGCACCGCCGGCGCAUCCUGGAGGCUGUGCGCCGGCUGCGGGAACAGGACGCGGCCGCCGCCGGCCUCUACUUCACGCUCGAGCCUCAGCCGGUGCCACCCGCACCGCAGGUGGACGCGGUGCCCCCAGGCCGCCGGGGGGAGCCAUGUGGCGGCUCGGCCCAGGGUACUCGCGGGGACCCCCGUGGCCAGGCGAGCGCUCCCCGCAGCAGGGAGCUGGUGAGCUACCCCAAGCUGAAGCUGAAGAUCAUGAUCCGGGAUAAGCUGGUCCGCGAUGGCAUCCACCUGAGCAAGCCCCCGUACUCGCGCAAGGUAAGUGGUAUUUCUUCUUCGUUGCUUCGGGGAGUAUUGAUCUGUCGGGUAAGUGUUCGCUUUGUUGUGGGACCCGGUGUGGCUCCAAGGCUACAUGAGAAGCGCCUGUGAGAACGAAAACACGAAGUGGAAAACACGAGUUGCUUUGUAGUGGGCUGCUGGUGUGUGUUAAAUCUGUUUUAGAGGGAUUUUGGUUUUGGGGGAUCGUUGUCGGGAGCUGUCGCUCACUCGGUUCUUACUUCUGGAAGAAGGCCCAGCGGCUGAUUAAGUGUUGAUGAAAGUUGCCUUCCAGACAUUCUUUUUAAGUGGAUUUUCUUUUCUUAUUUUUCUGAACUUCUUUCUGCUGUCAUUGGACUUUUCUAAAUGUCUCCCAUCCCAAUUAUUAUAAAACCAUAAAACUCCAGAGGGAGGUGUUUUAUUUAAGGUUUUGCUACUUAUGGGAGCGUGUUGUUCUGCUGUAAUGGCUGUGUUCCUAUCACACUCUCUCUGUCAUCCUCUGGUCUCCUCCUCCCAUACACAAUGACUUUAUCUGUACAGUAUUGGGGGUCUAGAGGGACUACCCAUAAUCAUUAAGUUCUACUGUAUUACAACAUUUCUAUUAAGCUACAAAAUCCGGUAUGUUCCUAUCUCUCUAGUUAUAAUCACAUAUGCAUUGGGUUAUAGAUUUCUUUCUGCAAGUUAAUGACAGGAAUUGGUAUUUUUCUAGAUGUUAACAUUAAUGCUAAGAUCUCUCCCUUCAAAGAAUGACUGGAGCAUAACACAGAAAAGAAAUAACAAGAAAAAAAAGGAAACCUGGGUCCUCUCUGACUUAUACAUAUCACAGUAGAACGUAAGUGAUGUAGGGGUGGCUUUGUUUUGUUUCUGAGAGUGGACACUUCCACUUUCUGGACAUAGAAAAUGCUGUCAGUGUUGUCUUCUGGUUGAGGAAGAAGAAGAGUCACAUGUAUAUGGCUUUCUUACAUCAUUUAGGGUAUUGGUUCUAGUAGACACAGUUGCUCCUUAAAAGCACUGGACUUGGUUCGGCUAUAUUCUAGAAUCUGCUCCUUCACGUUCCUCAUCCAAAACAAGCAAAACAACCUUGCUCUUACAUUAAUUAAUGAAUCAGAGAUCAAGGUAGGAUUUGGGGCUCUUGUUUGUUUUUCUUGAACAGGGUUUCAUUGAAACGUUUAGUGCUAGCUUGGUUUCUGGAGAGGAUUUUUCUAUAAUCAGACCUUAAAAUACAUUUUACUUGUGUUUGUGUGUGUUUAAUAGGACAUGUUUGAAGAAGAGUCCCCAGAGGUCACCUAAGUUGCUCUUGACAUGUUCAAAAGACUACAGAUGUUGCUUUAAAUAACAUGUAAUGGGAUUCUGAGCGCCUGCUGUUUCCAGUCUUUCAGUGGAAUUUUUCUAUUAAAGAUUCUGGAUUAAAGAGAUCAGAAAAGGGGAGAGAAAAAGAUGGCAAGGUGAAGGGGGUUAGAUUUCAAACUUGCAUGGGCUUUCCCAGAGACUUUGAAGCCUAUCAGAGCCCCACAGACAUGUGAACCAAGACGUUAUUUGAACAGCUUGCUUAACAAUGAGCCAGACGGUGAGCCACAUUUUAAAUUGACAAAGUUAGCCCUUGUGGAUACUUUUUAUUCUUUGCCUUUGACCUUAUUGCAUGCCAUAAAUGAAAUAUGGUGGUGUAGGUUUGAAAAGGCCAGAGGCUACGUAUUUAUACCUCUCCAUUGACGGGGGUGGGGUGGGUAUGGAGGGGGGGACCAAGGCAUGAACAAACACAGUGUGUUUAACUCCAUCCAGUUUGCUCAGGCGGCAGUCAUACAAAGGUGCUGUGGUUCUAAUCUGUAACUCUGUUUGGGUAUGAGAUCUUCCUUUGUUAUUUUUAAAUUCUUUUCAUCUUAUUCAGGUAAGCCAUGCAGAAAGGUCAGAUCUGACGAAGUAGCUUGGCUUUAUGUUCACUAUAAAAGGAACUAGAAAAUACUUAAUGUAAGAGAGUCUAUUUUUAAUGUAGAUUUCAUGAUUUAUUCCAUGUGAUUUCUAUUAUGAAUGGCUUCCACUUUGCAAUCAGAUGCAGUCGAAUCUCUGCCUGUGAGUUCAUUUCAAAUAUCCUUAUUUGUCAUACUAGAAAAUGCCAACGUAACCAUCUACAUCAUUUAAUGACCAUGCCAGAUUUCUACAUGAUUAUAUGAGUGAUAGUUGUACAACAUUCCUUUCUGUGUUGCUUGAAAAUUCAUGUGCAAUAUCAUUAACUAAGAGAUAUUAUAAUUCUUCAACAUUAAAUUUUUAAUUACAUUACAUUCAUUUUGCUACAUAGCAUUUAUCAUAUAAUCCAAAUAUGACCAAGUGUGAUGAAAAAUUGUCCUGAAUCUUGAGAAGCCUUGUGAUUAAUCUCUUCACUUUAGUAACUAAGUCUGUAUUGUACUGAUAAUGAGAACUGCAAUGUAUGUAGCCUUGUCCUUUUGAAACUACAAUACCAAAGAAGAGGUCAUAGGAAAUGUCAGCCUUAAAAAAUGGAAA